Molecule: messenger RNA, 1893 nt
Organism: Parnassius mnemosyne (clouded apollo)
Lineage: Eukaryota; Metazoa; Arthropoda; Insecta; Lepidoptera; Papilionidae
Source: the annotation of a GenBank genome assembly
AUGCCACGGGUUUAUAAACCUGAUCCUCGCGGUAGGAGAUAUAAAAAAUACGAUACCAACAUAAUACAAAAGGCUGUAGAUGAAUAUUCUGAAGGCGGCAGUUCAUUGGAUACAAUAGCAAAAAAAUAUCAAAUACACCGAUCGGUUUUAUAUAGACAUUGCCAUAAAACGAUGAAAACUCACGGAGGUCAAACUGUGUUGUCGAAAGAUACAGAGCAGGAAUUUAUAAAAUAUAUAAAUAUUUGUGCAAACUGGGGUUAUCCUCUAGAAGCGUAUGAUUUACGAUUACUUGUAAAACUAUAUCUUGACAGAUUGGGCGUUAAUGAAAAACGGUUCAAAAAUAACAUGCCUGGACCAGACUUUGUUGCUAGUUUUUUAAAAAGGCAUAGAGACGUUAUUUCUCACAGGAUAUCUCAAAAUAUCAAAAGAAAUCGAGCUGCGGUUUCUGAAGAAAUAAUAAAAAAAUAUUUUGAGGAAUUAAAGAUAUCAUUAAAUGAUGUAUGUAUGUGUAACGUAAUAAACUACGAUGAGACUAAUCUAGCUGAUGAUCCGGGACGGAAAAAAAUUAUAGCCAGAAAAGGCACUAAGUAUCCGGAGCGCGUCAUGAAUCAUUCAAAAUCUGCCGUUUCAGUUAUGUUCUCUUGUACUGCUGAAGGAGAUUUAUUGCCCCCCUAUGUCGUUUACAAAUCGCAGAAUUUGUACGACACUUGGAUAAGUAAAGGGCCAAAAGGGACGCGGUACAACCGAUCGCAAUCAGGAUGGUUCGAUGGACCAAUAUUUGAGGAUUGGGUAAAAUCCAUAAUCAUACCUUACUUUCAAGGGAAGUCUGGCAAAAAAAUCUUAAUUGGUGAUAACUUGUCAUCACACCUUUCUAUUGACCUCAUAAAAUUGUGCUAUGAGGAAGAUAUUCAUUUUAUAUUUUUGCCAGCAAAUUCAACUCAUAUCACACAACCUCUCGACGUGGCUUUCUUCAGGCCGAUGAAAAUGGCAUGGAGAAAUAUAAUAUUUCAAUGGAAAAAAACGGACGGUCGCAAACUAGCCACAAUUCCUAAAGGGUAUUUUCCGACAUUAUUAUCCAAAUUAAUAGACACUCUCAAAGUUAACGCCAAAGAAAAUAUUUUGGCCGGUUUUAGAAAAACUGGUAUAAAUCCAUUUGAUCCUAUACAAGUUUUAAAUAGACUACCUGAACAUGAAGAUAAUAAGCACCGCAUCGAAGCUGUAAAUGAAUCUGUUCUAGAUAUACUGAAAGAAAUGCGUUACGGAACCACAAACGUUGUUGAACCGAAAAGAAAGAGAAAAAUAGAAGUAGAACCUGGAAAGUGUGCAAGUGUUGAAGAAAGUUACGUUGAAACCGAAGUUGAAAACAGAGAACCAAAGAAGAAACAAAAAAAGACUGAGAAACGAGUAAAGGAUACUAAAAAAGAUCAGAACGAAUGUAAUAAUGAACAAAGUACAUUUAAAGGAAAGGGAGUAGGAAAAAAAACAAAAACGCCAUUAAAUGCACCUAUAGUUGAAAACGAACCAACUUUGACUGAUAAUUACCUAGGCAUAGAAUCAAUGCCGGUUGUAAUGUUUGGAGAUGAUAUUGUAAUUGACCAUACAGAAACAGUAGAAAAUGAUAAUAAAAACUAUUCUGAUAAUACGAUUUCGAAUAAUGAAAUUAAAGAAAGUGACAAAGUUAAAAUAUUGUCAGAUAUAUCCAUAACUAAUUCUAAAUUGGUAAAAGACACCAUAUCAAUUGGUGCUUUGAAAUUAAUCCCGCCAAGCACCAAAUUGAAAAUCAUAUCAAAGGCUGCAAUAGGUAAUAAGCAGAACAUCAUUAGAAAUCAACCAAAGAAGCUAAAUUACUAUAGGAAUGACGAGGAAAUUAUUUAUGAAUUAAUGAAGGAUUAG